Molecule: messenger RNA, 2339 nt
Organism: Hippocampus zosterae (dwarf seahorse)
Lineage: Eukaryota; Metazoa; Chordata; Actinopteri; Syngnathiformes; Syngnathidae
Gene: bop1
Product: BOP1 ribosomal biogenesis factor
Exons: 16
Coding region: 60-2270 (736 amino acids)
Biological process (GO): ribosome biogenesis; maturation of LSU-rRNA from tricistronic rRNA transcript (SSU-rRNA, 5.8S rRNA, LSU-rRNA)
Cellular component (GO): preribosome, large subunit precursor; PeBoW complex
Molecular function (GO): ribonucleoprotein complex binding; protein binding
Source: RefSeq, a predicted model, not a curated record
GAUGUGGUGUGAAUAAAGUUUUGAAUGAUUGGUUUCCUGACUGGUUCUCCUCGAGUGCGAUGGAGGACACGCGGAUGAGCGACAACGUGGACGCCACGAAAGUUCCACAAAGGACCCCAAAGAAGACGGACAAAACUAAGCGGGUCGCCGACGACGGCGAGUACGACGACGAGAGCUUCAGCAUCCACAUUUGUGACAAAGAGGAAGACGGUGAAGAGUCGGAGAGUGCCGAGAGUGUUUUUUCAGGACUCGAGGAUUCGGGGAGUGACGGUGACAGUGAAGAGGAGAAGGAUGAGGGUGAUGAUGGCUCGGACAAGGAUGAAGAUGAUAAAGUGGAGCAGGAUGACUUCCGGGACGACGGAGGCUGCGAAAAGAAAGAAGAAGAGUAUGACCUCGACUCAUCGGACGAAGAAGACAUCAGGAACACCGUGGGGAACAUUCCCAUGGAGUGGUACAAAGACUUCCCUCACAUCGGCUACAAUUUGGAUGGAAAGAAGAUCUACAAGCCCAUCAGAAGCAAGGACGAACUGGAGCAGUUCUUGGAUAAAAUGGAGAACCCCGACUACUGGAGGACGGUUCACGACAAGCAGACGGGAAGCGACAUCGUGCUGUCUGACGAGCAGGUGGAGCUGGUGAAGCGCCUGCAGAGAGGACAGUUCGGAGACGUCAACUUUGACGAGUUCCAGCCUUCAGUGGACUUCUUCACCAAAGACGUGAUGCUUCAUCCCGUCACCAACAGGCCGGCCGACAAGCGAAGCUUCAUCCCAUCGCUCAUUGAGAAGGACAAGGUCUCCAAGCUGGUCCACGCCAUAAAGAUGGGCUGGAUCAAGCCUCGCCGCGUGCGGGACGAGGCUAGCGGCCGCUUCUACGACCUUUGGAGCAACGAGGACUCUUCUCUCGCGGCCCAACACAGGAUGCACCUGCCCGCCCCCAAGAUCCCCCUGCCCGGCCACCACGAGUCCUACAACCCCCCGCCGGAAUACCUGUUCACCGAAGAGGAGCGCGCCUUGUGGGAGCAGCAGGACCCGGCCGACAGGAAAUUGCCCUUCGUUCCCGUCAAGUUCUCCAGCCUCCGACAGGUUCCGGCCUUUCCUCGUUUCAUCCAUGAGAGAUUCGAGCGCUGCCUGGACCUUUACCUGUGCCCCCGCCAGAGGAAGAUGAGGGUCAACGUUGAUCCGGAGGAUCUCAUUCCGAAGCUUCCUAAACCAAAAGACCUGCAGCCCUUCCCCACUACGCAGUCAUUGGUUUAUCGUGGUCACAGCAGCUUGGUUCGCUCCAUCAGCGUUUCUCCAUCGGGGCAGUGGCUUGCGUCAGGAAGUGACGACAGCUCGGUCCGCUUCUGGGAGGUUAGUUCCUCUCGCUGCGUCAAGGUGAUCCAAGUGGGUGGAGCCGUAAAGUGCGUGCGCUGGAACCCCAACCCGAGCGUGUGUCUCGUGGCCGUCGCCCUGGACUCCCUGGUAUUGAUCGUAUCGCCGUCGCUGGCCGAACGCCAGGUGCUUUUGUCCUCGGAACGUCUGCUCGCCGCGUACCAGGAGGCCGAGUCGGCGGAGGCCACGGGGCCAGUGAGCUGGUGCGACGUGGAAGGCGAGGAGCACCGCCAGGGCUUGCGCCUGAAAAUCCGCCAUCCCAAAGCCGUCAAGCAGCUAACGUGGCACGCCAAAGGGGACUACCUGGCCGCGGUCAUGCCGGAUCACUCCAGCCAUCAGCAGGUGUUCAUCCACCAGCUGAGUACAAGACGGAGCCAGAAUCCCUUCAGGCGCAACAAAGGCCUGGUUCAGUGCGUGUCCUUCCACCCCAUCCGGCCCUACUUCUUUGUGGCCACGCAGCGCAACGUCCGCGUUUACAAUCUGGUGAAGCAGGAGAUGACCAAGAAACUGCAGGCCAACUCCAAAUGGAUUUCCAGCAUGGCCGUCCACCCCGGAGGCGAUCACGUGAUUUGCGGAAGCUACGACUGCCGACUCGGCUGGUUUGACCUGGACCUCUCCACCAAGCCUUACAGGAUGCUUCGGCACCAUAAGAAAGCGGUGAGGGCCGUCGCCUAUCACAGACUUUACCCGCUCUUCGCCUCAGCGUCCGAUGACGGCUCCGUCAUCGUCUGCCAUGGGACCGUUUACAAUGACUUGCUGCAGAACCCGCUCAUUGUUCCAGUGAAGGUUCUGAAAGGUCACAUGGUCAUUCAUGAGCUGGGUGUACUGGAUGUGACCUUUCACCCCACACAGCCUUGGGUCUUUUCAUCCGGUGCGGAUUCCACCAUCCGCCUCUUCACCUAGGGGCCCGCCCACCUGUCAGUCAUUGAUUGGUGUGCAAUAUUGCUUUUCGAAUAAAUGUAUUUUUUUUUU